GCGAUCUUUCACCCACAGCAUGACUGCUCCUCCGACUACGAUGCGCGCACUUGUCUACAGCGCAUACGGCGCCGCCUCGUCGGUCCUCAGCCUCAAGGAGAUCGCGGUGCCAUCGCUCCAGCCUGGCCACGUCCUCGUCAAAAUCGGUGCCUUUGGGCUCAACGCGGCCGACAAGAUCCUCCUCGCCGGUACGCCAUUCCCCGUGCGCUUAGCUCUCGGUGGCCUCUUCCGCCCCCGCGCCGACUCGGUGCUUGGCGCCGAUUUUGCUGGCACGAUCGAAGCGCUCGGCGAUGGCGUCACCACGUACAAGGUUGGCGACGAAGUGUACGGCGAGGUCAACUUCACGACAGGCGCCGGCGCGUUCGCCGAGUACGUGUGUGUCCCCGCCGACAGCGCGAUGGCCCUCAAGCCCAAGCGUCUCUCGUUCGCCCAAGCCGCGGCCAUGCCGAUCUCGGGCCAAACAGCGUUUCUUGGACUUCGCGAUGGGCUCCAGCUCCAGGCCGGCCAGCGUAUCCUCAUCAACGGUGCGUCCGGUGGCGUCGGCACCUUUGCCGUGCAGAUCGCAAAGGCGCUGGGAGGUCAUGUGACGGCGGUGUGCAGCACGGGCAACGUAGCCAUGGUGCGCGAGCUCGGUGCGGAUGACGUCAUCGACUACACCACCGACGACUUUGUCACGAAAUCGACAACGCUCUACGACGCAAUCUUUGACGUCAUGGGCAACCGCUCGAUGCGCGACUUUCGGCGCCUCUUGGUGCCCCGCGGUACGUACUUGUCCGUGGGCGGGGACCCCGCAACAUUCUUCUCGCGCACGAUGUGCCUUCUCGCGUCCAAAGCGAUUGCGUCGCAGUCGCUGCGGCUUUGCUUCUCGGCACCGUCCCAUGCGCUGCUGACGGACCUCGCGCAACUCGUUGACCAAGGACUCGUGACGCCCUACAUUGAAAAGGAGUACGACCUGUCCGACGGCGUCGCGGCCAUUGUCGAAGCCCACGAGAAGCACGCCAAAGGCAAGCGCGUCGUCAAGAUCACACCAGUGUCCACAUAAGCGCUUAACAUAAAAUGCAUUAUUUGGAUAUUCCUUGAGAGUC
Messenger RNA from Saprolegnia diclina VS20, 1085 nucleotides. RefSeq lists its product as hypothetical. The coding region runs from base 20 to 1042 and encodes 340 amino acids. NCBI's taxonomy places the organism in Eukaryota, Oomycota, Saprolegniomycetes, Saprolegniales, Saprolegniaceae. The record is from RefSeq and is a predicted model, not a curated record. The transcript has a single exon. Gene Ontology annotation, molecular function: oxidoreductase activity; zinc ion binding.